Messenger RNA from Bombyx mori (domestic silkworm), 1177 nucleotides. Its product is annotated as mitochondrial import inner membrane translocase subunit Tim21. Gene Ontology annotation, biological process: protein import into mitochondrial matrix. The transcript is spliced from 3 exons. Gene Ontology annotation, cellular component: TIM23 mitochondrial import inner membrane translocase complex. The record is from RefSeq and is a predicted model, not a curated record. Bases 433 to 1110 code for a protein of 225 amino acids. Lineage: Eukaryota; Metazoa; Arthropoda; Insecta; Lepidoptera; Bombycidae.
UGAAAAAGCACAAAUAUAGAAAAAUUAAAUCGAUUUGCUUAACAUAGCUUUUUCCGAAAAGUCCAAUGACGUUUCUACCGUUCAGUAAAAUACUGAGUAUUUUAUUUUAUCUCAUCUGAACUCCUUUAAAUUCUAUUUCAUUUCUUUUAAAAUUUUUACUUAAGUAGUGUAAUAUUUUAUAUUUUUUAUUGUUUUUAACAUUUUCUUUUUCGUGUAAUAAAAGUGGCUGUUUCGCUAAGUUUCAUUUGCCUGACUAAUUAACAAAUAAGAUAGUUUGAUUGAUAGCAAUGAUAGCUACGUAAACUUCAAAAUUAAGUAAAUAACUAAGGUUAUUUUUAUCAACUUUAUAGGAAAUUUUUGACGAUGAAAUAACAAUAAGGAGGUUGAGUUUUUUUUAACCAUUCUGUUAAAUAGCACACUUAAAAGUGAACGAUGACUUUAAUAUCUAAAUUUUUACCGCUUUUACGGAACGGUAGCACCACUGAAAAGAUUCCUGCCAUAUUACAAACUAAAUUUAGAACUAAUACCCGUUACUUCUCUUCUGAAAAAGAAAGUGGUUUGACUAAAUCCAAAAGCAAAGAAAGUGCUUCCCAUGUAUCUACAGAUGUAAGACCCUUAGGAGAAAAAAUCAAAGAAACUACAAAAACUGUUUCUUACACCGGCGUAAUACUUCUCGGUGUCGGAGUCACAGGUGUGAUUUUCUUUUACGUUUUUCGAGAACUGUUCUCAAGUAACAGUCCGAACAGCAUUUACUCAGAAGCUCUUGAGAAGUGCAAACAGGAUCCUAGAGUAGAAGAUGCUCUUGGUGCACCAAUAAAAGGUUAUGGAGAAGAAACAACUAGGAGAAGACGUACCCAUGUCAGUCAUGCAGUAUAUGAAAAAGAUGGAGUGAAACAUAUGAGAAUGAGAUUCUAUAUUAAAGGGAUAAGAAAUAAAGGUGUUGUUGAACUUGAUAUGAAACAAAAUGAUUAUGGAAACUAUAUGUGCAGAUAUUUGCUGGUACAACUUGAUGACUACAGUGGAAAAACAUUUAUAAUUGAGGACAACCGAGCUGAAUUAGAUAAUACCAAACCUGAUAUCGCAUUUCCAACCUUAACUCUCACUCAGUGAUAUAAAAUUAACUAUGUAACAUGUAAAUAGUAAAGUAGAUAUCGAAUAAAUGAUUAGCAAAAUAAAA